Perkinsus marinus ATCC 50983 is the source of this 1610-nucleotide messenger RNA. Its product is annotated as transmembrane transporter, putative. Bases 19 to 1275 code for a protein of 418 amino acids. Gene Ontology annotation, molecular function: amino acid transmembrane transporter activity. The transcript has a single exon. NCBI's taxonomy places the organism in Eukaryota, Perkinsozoa, Perkinsida, Perkinsidae. Gene Ontology annotation, biological process: amino acid transmembrane transport. The record is from RefSeq and is a predicted model, not a curated record. Gene Ontology annotation, cellular component: vacuolar membrane.
AAGUUGAAGUGUUAUCAUAUGGAUUCUCCUCAUAAAAGCAGCGUUCCUGAGAUCGAAAAUCCACAGGAUGGGUUAGGCUGGAUAAAAGCCGCCUGUACCAUAGCGAUGAGCUGCGUUGGGGUCGGCGUCCUGGCACUGCCGCGGACUAGCGUUACUUCCGGCUGGCUUGGUAGCCUCAUCGGCCUCGGGAUCGCCGUUGCUAUCGUCUACUACACCAACAUCCUUCUGUGGCGCACCCUCCGUCUCACAGCUGAUAACGAAAAUGAAAUAACUAGAUCCUACGAGCAAGCUGGCCGAGCAACAUUCGGUAGAGUUGCUUCGAUUUAUAUCGGGUUUAUAAUACACAUAACCCUUGCUUCUGUGUGCUGUGCGAUGCUCAUCCUCCUUGGAUCUACGUGUCUGGCGAUGACUGGGGUCCUCAAUAAGCGUGUCUGGAUCGUCUUGUGGACUCUCGUCGGCAUCCCUUUCUCGUGGAUAAAGGAGAUCAAAGAUGUUGGUAUUGUCGCGGCUAUAGGGGUCCUGUCGUCCUCGGCGAUGGUGAUUGUCAUAAUUGCUGCUUCCGUUAACAAGAUGAUCGACGACGCCCCUGAUGAUCUCACGGCUGUUCCUCUAAGUGCCAUUGACUUCUUGUCGAACUUGGCCACAUACUUCUUUGUCAAUGGUUUCGCCGCUUCAACACCUACUGUGUGCUUCCACAUGAACAAACCCGAGGAUUUCCCAAAGACCUUAGCUGCAGCGAUGACAUUCAUCACGUUGGUGUAUAUGACCGUGAUGGAGUUGGGGUAUGCAGCCUAUGGCCCAUUGCUAGCACAAGUGGAUACAAUCGUCGAUGCUCUAUCCCCACCUGGCCGGUCUCUCGAUGUAUUUGGCUGGCUCAUAAAUAUUGUGGUUCUGAUUGUUCUCAUUCCGCAUUUUCUCGUUAUGUUCACGCCCACAGCGAAGCAGAUGGAUCUGCUGUGUUCUAACUUUAGCGAGAGGAGGAAGUGGUCCACCGUCAAGUCAAAGUUGCUGUGUCUAAGUGCUAGAACCUGCCUCGUGAUUCUCGAAGGACUCAUCGCCAUAGUCGUUCCCAGGGUCAGCAGCCUGGUCAGCGUGAUAGGGGCCUUCUGUAUGGUUCAGUUCUCAAUCUUUUUCCCAGUCGCGUGUUAUCAUAAGAUCAAACGGCUGCAGCAUUUGACCACGCCGAAACUUGUUGUCGUCUUUCAAAUUCUCAUUGUUGCUAUCGGCUUUGUCGUGAUGGUGAUGGGCCUUUACGGUAGCGUCACUCGAUUUUGAGAGUGAUGAAAAGGUCUUUUCAGCCAUGUUGCUCGAGCAAGUCGAGGAGCCAUAGACAUACUCAGGGGAACUGGCGGUCAGCGAUUAUGCUGUUCGCAUCUGUUUCUCCCAAGUGGUCAAGCUUUGAGGCUCCAUUGUCGUGUACCCAUUCCACGUAUCAUGUCCAGAAUCGUAUUAUUUCAGUCACUUGUCAAACUUUAUGGUGGAAUUUUUUAUUUUGCUUGGGAGGCUCCGCUGUUAGUGCUUACCGUCGGCUAGGAGCUAGGGUAUCUAAUAGCAGCUUCCAAACAGUAAGACGAAUGGUUUCCGCUGUGAGUCUCACUGGCACAGCCUUC